Triplophysa dalaica is the source of this 5571-nucleotide messenger RNA. RefSeq names its product extracellular leucine-rich repeat and fibronectin type III domain containing 1b (gene elfn1b). Gene Ontology annotation, cellular component: plasma membrane. The record is from RefSeq and is a predicted model, not a curated record. The coding region runs from base 687 to 3119 and encodes 810 amino acids. Lineage: Eukaryota; Metazoa; Chordata; Actinopteri; Cypriniformes; Nemacheilidae. Gene Ontology annotation, molecular function: protein binding. The transcript is spliced from 3 exons.
UGGCUAAGAGCGGGAUAAACAGGCAAGGACGGCGGAAAAAAUACCAACUCUCCAUCACCCAUUAGUCUCGAAUGAAUCACCGUGCGCUCUCCGGGACCGGGAGAUUUGUAGCUGCCGCAGUGGUUUGUUCCAGCGGGCAUUUGCUGCUUUCCACCCGGACGCGUACGCAGUGCUGGAUUGUGCAGUUGAAGUGAACGAGGUCAGACCAACACUCUGUUCAAAUAAAACCUUGAGACCCUGGCAUGUUGUUUUAGAAGGUUCUACAAAAAUACCCUUGAAUACCCGGACACUUGAGAACCAAGGAGCACCUUUCAGAUCGCUGCAGGCACUAAGGACGCAAUAUGAAAAUCUGGUCAUGAGCCGGUGUCUAAUGAGAUAUGCAGUAUUCGGAAGACAUAAGCACUUCCUGCCCUGUGGGAGACUAUGUGUGGGAUUACUCAGAUACGCAAUCUGAAAAGCUAUUGCACACAAGCAAGACUCUGGUCAUAACUGAAGCUCACUUUCCAGUGUGAUAAGAAACCAAGCGUACUCGGAAAAAGAGAACAAUAAGCCGCUCUCCCAAGUUCACUGAACCUAAACAAAGGUCCAUGUCAUUUCCACAUUACAUCCAAUUAUAAUUCUAGCUUUGUCCAAUUUUUAUGUGGAAUACAGUAUAGGUCAGAUACAGAAAAGCACCUCGUGGAACCAUGACUCAAGCACAGAUGACGUCUGGAUCCAGUGGACAUGGGGGUGGUAUGGUGACCAGUGCCUUAUUUUGCUGGGCUAUGGCCCUUGUGUUUCUCUCACUGACAAGCGUGCCUGUUGUUCAGGGCGAUUGCUGGCUGAUCGAGGGCGAAAAGGGAUUUGUAUGGUUAGCGAUCUGCAGCCAAAACCAGCCCCCAUUCGAAAAUAUUCCAUUGCACAUCAACAGCACAAUCGUUGACUUAAGACUCAACGAGAACAAGAUUCGAAGCAUCCACUUUUCUUCACUGAGUCGCUUUGGCAAUCUCACCUACCUUAAUUUGACUAAGAACGACAUCUCUUACAUAGAAGAUGGGGCAUUCUCUGCUCAAUUUAAUCUGCAAGUGUUACAGAUUGGUUUUAACAAGAUGAGGAACUUAACCGAGGGAAUGCUGAGAGGCCUGGGACGCUUACAGUACCUCUAUUUACAAGCUAACCUGAUAGAGACUGUAACGGCCAACGCCUUUUGGGAGUGUCCUGCUAUUGAAAACAUUGACCUCUCUAUGAACAGGAUUCAGCAACUUGAUGGUGCUACAUUUCGUGGUCUGUCAAAGUUGACAACAUGUGAGCUCUAUGCAAACCCAUUUAGCUGCUCAUGUGAACUACUGGGAUUUCUGCGCUGGCUUGCAGCGUUUCCAAAUCGGACGAGCGAGAGGAUGGUAUGUGACACGCCGGCUGGAUAUUCAGGCUUCAAUCUUUUGAACCCCAGGAUGCCUAGAUUUCAGAAUGCAUUCCAUAAACUUUUGUCCGUUUGCAACGAUGACAAUUUGACACCUUAUCCUUACAGCUCUUCAGAUGGGAGCACCCCCACGAUGUUCCCUGAUUCAAGCCCUUGUGGAUUGGACGACUGCUCUUCAGGGACCAUUCCAGAGGAAACUAUAAGCAUCAGCCCCACAUUUUUUGAUCCAGAUGCCCGUCCUAUAAUGAAACUAAAAGAAGUGACUCACACAAGUGCAAUCAUCAAGGUGCAGAUUCCCCAUCCGUUUCGCAAAAUGUACAUACUCGUCCUGUACAAUAACAGCUUCUUCACAGACAUCCAAAACCUAAAGAGUCAGACAGAAGAGAUUGAGUUGCAAAACUUAAAAUCUCACACUAACUACACAUACUGUGUUGCAUCCAUACGUAACUCGCUGAGAUUCAAUCACACCUGUCUGACCAUCUCCACUGGUCCAAGAACUUUGCAAGAACGAGGGGCAAGUGAAUCGACUGCUACUCACUACAUUAUGACCAUACUUGGUUGCCUCUUUGGAAUGCUCAUAGUCUUGGGCCUGGCCUUUUACUGUGUGAGAAAGCGCAAGCAGCAAGAUGAACCUAAAAGCAAAAAGCUUGAAAAGAUGAAAAGAAAUUUGAUUGAGAUGAAAUAUGGGACUGAGCUGGAACAAGGCACCAUAUCACAGCUGUCACAAAAGCAAAUUAUGUCCACUGGUGAAACAGUGCAAAGGAUCCCAUACUUGCCAACCGCUAGUGAUGCAGAUCAAUACAAGAUGCAAGAGAUCUCUGGCACGCCCAAGACAGCAAAAGGGAAUUACAUGGAAGUAAGAUCAGAGCAACCAGACCGCAGCGCUAGAGAAUGCAGUGUUGCUCCUUCGGAGUCUAGCCAGGGAUCUGUCGCAGAGAUAUCCACCAUAGCGAAAGAAGUGGACAAAGUAAACCAAAUCAUCAACAACUGCAUUGACGCACUCAAAUCAGAUUCAACAUCAUUCCAGGCUGCAAAAUCUGGUGCCGUGUCGACAGCAGAGCCGCAGUUAGUCCUCAUAUCAGAACACCCACCUGGCAAGUCUGAUUUUCUUUCUCCAGUGUACAAAGGUGGGUACCAUCAUCCCAUACAGCGUCAUCACAGUAUGGAAGCUCCACAAAAGCGUCCGAGCACAUCGUCAAGUGGUUCACAGCGCAGCCCCCGCUCUUUCCGUUCCGAAGGGACAUACAGGACUGAGUCCAAGUAUAUUGAGAAGUCCUCCCCACUGGACGAGUCAGGUAUCAUAACGGUCACUCCAGCCGCGGCAAUCCUUAGAGCAGAAGCGGAGCGAAUUCGGCAGUACAGCGAGCACAGGCACUCUUACCCGGGACCCCACCAUAUGGAGGAGUCAAUAGAGGAGUCAGGGAGCCGGAAGUCUUCUAUUUUGGAGCCCCUAACGCGCUCAAGGCCUCGCGAGUUGUCUUAUUCUCAGCUCUCACCGCAGUACCAUAACAUGAGCGGCUAUUCCAGCCCAGAGUACAGCUGCAGGCCAUCGCUUAACCUGUGGGAACGUUUUAAACUCCACCGCAAGCGCCAUAGGGAUGAGGAUGAGUAUAUAGCAGCAGGUCACGCGUUAAGGAGGAAAGUACAGUUCGCCAAAGAUGAGGACCUACAUGACAUUCUGGACUACUGGAAGGGAGUGUCCGCUCAACAGAAAUCAUGAUUGCUGUUUUUAUAGCGAAUCCAAUUGAAAUAUCUCUGGACCAAACCAGAAAGUAUUAAAGAGAAGUCAGCACUCACUUUUAGAGGAAUAGCUUAGAAGUAUUGCUGAAUAGCUUUUUUUGAAUCAUUCUGUUUGAGAAUGACAACAAAAUACAAGAUACAGUAGAUCUCGCAGUGAGUGUAUGUGCCAAGUGGUAAGAAUAGAAAACGUUUAACAGUAUUAACCUCAACUCGACAUUUGAUUUUUAUAUACUGGAAAUAACAAUAAACUACUAUUAUGUAAUCAUUCUCAUCAUCAUCAUUGAUCAGUAGUAUUACUGUUAAGAUUGAUGGAUUCUUCUUCUUAUUACAAUGAAUCUUUGGUUAUCGCAUGGCCGUGUCCUGUGACAGUAUAUUGACUGUUGUGUACUUGGAGAAAAGAACAUACAAUUCAAAAUGUCUGCCGAACACUGUUCUCCACAACCUUAGAUUUUAUAAAGACUUUGAAAGCUUUUUCUUUAGUGACUGUUCAAAGAACAACUGCUGAAGCACAGUCUACUGGAUUUUAAAACAAUGACUUUUUGGGGGGAGGGGGAAAAGCUUCUGUUAAUGCUUUCUUCACUCUUUUUUGUAAAGUUUACAUUUUCAAAGAUACAAUGAAUGUUUCAAGUCCUUAAAACUCAAACCUGCAACAUGUGGUUGAAACCCGACACACUUUUUGUGCAGGUUUUGUAGAACCGGCUAUUGUUUUAUUUCAUCAACAAUCUUCAAUCUUAAAUUGCGGUACUGAGACCCCAACAAACUCUGUCACAUGUCAUGCAUAAUAGAGAAUGUAAUCUGUGUUUAAUUUAUUUUUCUCUGACAUCGGUUUAUAGUCAGUUUAAAUCCAAUUCUAUUCUUGUUUGCUUGACUUGUUUAGGUGUCAGUCUAUCAAAUGUUUUGCUACUACAUGCCAAUUCUAAACCACUGUGAACUUCAAGCUAAAUCAAUCCUGCAGCUUGUUUUUAACUGAUAGAAAUUCAACAGAUGUUCUCCUAAUAGCACUAUUUUUCCUAAUCGCCAUUAAUGCUGAUCGACAAUUUAGGUUUCCACUGAUUCGAGCAAUAGAAUUGGCUUCAAAAUUUUGAGGGAACAGUAUCAUUUAAGACCAGUACUGUGAAACCAGUUCUUACAAAUGUUAUCUGAAUCAAAAUGCUUGACAGGUAAAAGGUGUCAGUCAAAUAUUAAAGGAACAGUUCACUCUUAUUGAAAAUUUAUGUUGUCAUUUAUUAACCCAGAUAACUUCCAAUGUAAUGACAAAUUGUAUUCACGUUGAUCUGUGGAUCCAGAAGACUUUGAAUAAAACACACAAUGAAAUGUCUUUGGUGUUUUCAUGUCCAUAUUGCUUGAUAUUUGCGAAAAAAUCGACCAUACGCCCUUUUCACAAUGACGUUACUUAACUUCUGCCUAUUCGUAAAGCAGUGUGUCACAUUGAUCUUGUUGUAAGCGAAAAUUUGUCCGCAUGAAGUUGUACAUCAUCUAGCCGUAUUUGUGGCAGCUGUGCAAGGGAUUUGGUAAACUCCAUUCUGAGGCGCUAGCGGAAGUAACGCUACACUGCUUCGAAGCAGAAUGGAAGAUGCGUGACGUCAUGUGAAAAUGCCUAUUUGGAAUAAUGUGACAAUGACAAAAAGUUCAUUUUUGGGUGUACUGUUCCUUUAAGACAUAUAGUGUACACAGUUUUGCUUUCAAACACCAUGCACUCAUGUACAACAUACCUAUGUUAAGAAUGCUGUCAAGUCAUGAUUUGCAUCUAAUACAUAAUAUACUAAAGUGAUAUUUUGUAUCUAGAUAUUUAGUUCAUCCAACUUGUUUUUAAUGCUUAUCAAUGAAAAUAUAUUGAAUCUUUGUUCUGAAAAGUGUCUGUACUGCAACCCAGUCUUGAACAUGGGGUUAUUUUUGUAACUCUUUGCCAACAUGAAAGUGUUUCUUUACAUUCAGAAUUAGGUUUCAAACAUUCACUGAAGCAAUCUGGCAAUUCCUGAGAGCUUUUACUCAAUUAAAGUCUACAGGAGAAGACUACUGCAUGAUAUAUAAAAUGCAGAGACAAUAUAAUUAUUUAAUCCAAACGUUUGUAUAAGUAAUGGAAUCAAAUUCUUCUGUACACGAUCAGGAUGCAUUACGGUUUAUAAAUCUAUAAACAAAACUGACAAAUUUAAAAUAUUAGUAUAAUCAAAUCUUUAUAAAAAUGUCCCCUGUGUACAGCUGUACUUUUCAAGGUUAAACUGUCAUGCACUGUAUCUCAUCAACAGGUUUGUUCAGUUGAAUUGUCAUCUCUUAAAUUGCAAACUGUAGCACCCCUGAUUUCCAUGGACAAUGAAAGAAAGUUCGAAAUGACUCUGUGAAUGUGAGAGGCAAGAAAACAGCUUCAUGUACGGUGUGGGGCUGCUUGUAACAAGAAAAGAAUGGAUCUCAAAAGGGCUUUCAUGUCUGGUGGA